This is a messenger RNA of Hyalella azteca, 552 nucleotides long. Its product is annotated as keratin-associated protein 10-8-like. The record is from RefSeq and is a predicted model, not a curated record. NCBI's taxonomy places the organism in Eukaryota, Metazoa, Arthropoda, Malacostraca, Amphipoda, Hyalellidae. The annotation marks the transcript as partial. The transcript is spliced from 4 exons.
GUCCCAGGCAGGCUGUCGCUCGCACCUGAGGGCUCGCCUGGCCGUCCCUCGGGACGCUGGGACAAGGUGAUGAGAGACGCAGAGAUCCCCUCGUCCUGUGGGACCCUGUGCCCUCUCCAGCUGUGCCCCCCUCCAGCUGUGAGCCCUCCAGCUGUGCCCCCUCCAGCUGUGCCCCCCUCCAGCUGUGCCCCCCCCUUCCAGCUGUGCCCCCGUUUAAAGCUGACAGACUGUACCGAGCUGUGCACCGUACAGCUGACCGACUGUACCGAGCUGUGCACCGUACAGCUGACCGACUGUACCGAGCUGUGCACCGUACAGCUGACCGACUGUACCGAGCUGUGCGCCGUACAGCUGACAGGCUGUACCGAGCUGUGCACCGUACAGCUGACCGACUGUACCGAGCUGUGCGCCGUACAGCUGACCGACUGUACCGAGCUGUGCACCGUACAGCUGACGGGCUGUACCGAGCUGUGCACCGUACAGCUGACAUGCUGUACCGAGCUGUGCACCGUGCAGGCGUGCUGUAUAGCCUACCGACGAGAUCAGAACUGA